This is a messenger RNA of Prunus armeniaca (apricot), 336 nucleotides long. The record is from the annotation of a GenBank genome assembly. NCBI's taxonomy places the organism in Eukaryota, Viridiplantae, Streptophyta, Magnoliopsida, Rosales, Rosaceae.
AUGCCAUUGAAAGUGGACUUUCAGAAAGACUACAAAACUUGGAGACCUGUUAAACUGCUUAUACGGAUGGCAUUACUGGUCAUCUCCACUAUGAUUGCCUAUGUCUUCCCCUACUAUGAGACCCUCACGGCGAUUGUCGGCUCAAUAUUUACUGUUUCGGUUUCAUUCAUUAUCCCGUGCAUGUGCUAUCUCAAGCUUUCUGCUUGCCAUAGGAGCUGGAACUACGAGCUAUUAGGCAUUGUAGGACUAAUUGUAUUUGGAGCUUUAGCAGGUGUCUUAGGGACUUAUUCAUCUAUUGUAGAAUUUGCUAUAGGAGCUGGAAGUACAAGCUAUUAG